CUAUCGGUGAUCGGUGCCUUCCCCGAUUAUCAAUGAAUAGUGAUCUAAAUUGGCAGCUGCCCUGCGGCAAACAAGAAUAAAAUGUGACCCUAGUCACGUGAUUCUCGUUGGCCUAUCAGAACUCAAGGUCACUGGUAAGACUAACCCCCUAUGGCUGAAGCGGUGGUAUCGUCUGAAGCGAAGUGCUUUCCUCGCCAUUUCUAUCGCCAUCGCCAUGUCACAUGUCAUCGUCUGAUGCAUUGUUUGUCCGAGCUUUUUUAUCUUAAAUGUCAGGGUACAGUAAUGGCACGGUCCCCUUCGACUGUAUUGUCUGACCUACACCCCUUGUGUUCGAACAAGAAAUUACAUGGAGAGGAAGCUUUAGUUUUGUACUUGAUUUGUCACUUGUUGGGCAAGAUGGAAAAAGAUCAGGGUUUGAUGUUUUCCUUGUUGACAAGACGUCUUGAUGUCGGUAACACCUAAUUUAUCGAAUGUAUGAUUGCAAACGAUGAAUUUUCUCAAAUUCCAUUAGCUGAUAGUUUUCAUUGGUACGUUUAUUUGAUUUACUAUUGUUCUGAUUCGGGUCGUGAAUAGGUCAGAUAGAUGUAACAGCAAUUUUGUCUUCUUUCUAUAAACAUGGGAAGGAAGGAAAAAGUAAAUAAUUAUGAAGAAUGUCGUUGCCUCGUUAGCAGAGCGUCUGACACCACCUACCCAUCAUUGAAGAGAGAACACCUAAAUAUUUUAGUUACAAACUGUGACAGGAAAAACUGCGAAAAGUAGAACAUCUACUUCAGUAUUGUAGUUUAAAUGAGUGACACCGCACUUUCUUCUACCUAGCUCUUAACCUUAAUACAAUAUGAAACGUGUAAUUUCUGCUACAUCUUUUUUUUUAAAUUUAGAGUUAUAGGGUCUAGAGCAUGUCUGAUCAUCAGAGGCAUGUUGCAGUGUUGUUCCAGAAAGCCGGAUUCAAGA
This is a messenger RNA of Daphnia magna, 951 nucleotides long. RefSeq lists its product as uncharacterized. The transcript has 4 exons. The coding region runs from base 151 to 462 and encodes 103 amino acids. The record is from RefSeq and is a predicted model, not a curated record. Lineage: Eukaryota; Metazoa; Arthropoda; Branchiopoda; Diplostraca; Daphniidae.